AAAAACCCCAAUGGACUUUCAAAGCGUGGAUGUUUUAUACUCUCAUCUUGUUUAAUAACUAUGCACUAUUAUCACCGGAUUCUACGCUAUUUUCCACGCGUAUUUGGGUAAUAACUGUCUCCAAAAAGCAGCGCAGUGAGCGGCGUGUCACCUUGAAUGUUCCUACCUCCAACUGUCAACGUUACCGCGCGUAAACGAGCUAAAAGACUAGUGUCCAAGCUCUGUUGACCGAUAAUUUAGGUUAUUUAUGAAUCAUUUAGGCUUGUGGUUUUAUUAUAGGAUUGUAGCAGUUGGAAAAGUCUCCUAAUAAAACAGUAGUGGAGGUAGAAUGGGUGUAGUGCUGCGUAAUCUCCAGAAGGUGGUGCCAAUUCGCCGCGCCAGGCUGCGUAAAGACGUGGACACGCUACGUCACAUACUGGGGAUCCAAAAGUUUGACCUGGGCAUCAUCUGCGUGGACAACCAGCGAAUACAGCAGAUCAACAGCCUCUACAGGAAGAAAAACCUGCCCACGGAUGUUCUGUCGUUUCCUUUUUACGAGGAUAUCCGACCCGGAAAACUUCCCUGUCCGCUGCACAGAGACGAGCUGAAUUUGGGAGACGUGUUCCUCGGAGUCGAGUUUGUGAUGAAACAAUGUCAAGAAGAAUCCUUAGAUUUCCACGGUGCUCUUACCGCAGUCACGGCUCAUGGCAUCUGUCACCUGUUGGGUUAUCGACACGAAACUGACGAAGAGUGGACCGAGAUGUCGCAGAGGGAGCAGUACAUCCUGAGUGAGUUUAACAGGCUCACAGGGCGCCGCCUAGAGCCCAUGAUGAAGAAGUGCAGCCAGGACUCGAGAUGAAGAGCGCUCACCAGAACUAACGCUGCGUUCAGCGCCUCUCAGGAUUCUGAGUUCAGAUUUACGAAACUCUGAAAUGUUCUGGACGCAUCAUGAGCCGAAUAAUGAGCCUGUGUGAGAAAAGCACCGCGGUUUAAAUCCAAACACAAACCGACACAAAAACGACACAAAAACGACACAAACUGACACAAACUGACACAAACUGACACAAACCAACACAAACCAACACAAACCAACACAAACCAACACAAACCGACACAAAAAUGACACAAAAAUGACACAAAAAUGACACAAACUGACACAAAAAUGACACAAACUGACACAAAAAUGACACAAACUGACACAAACCGACACUACAAGAACUGCAACAAGCAUUUUUUUUAUUUUAUUUUUUUACAAAAAUAUUUACAAUAAUUUUAGUAAAAUAGAAUCUACUUAGUUUUAUCAAGAAUUUACAUAGUUUACAAAGUCAGGACUAAACCAGGACUAAACCAGGACUAAACCAGGACUAAACCAGGACUAACUACACUGAAACCAUAAAUAUCUUUUGUCUCCACCUGUUGUUCUUUGCCUGGGUCUGAGGAUGGUGUUAUAGAUGAGGAUGGAUUAUGUCUAAGGCACAUUCCUGUUUAAAGAAGGAUGGUCUUUCCUCACAAAAACAUCUUCUUUAUCUCUCCUCUCAGACCAUUUCUUUUCUGUGGCUCAGAUCUGAACCUCACUCUGUUCAAAGCAGUGGUCAGUGUCUUUGAGAUGGAGAUGAACAGCAGACUGUGGUCCUGAGCUGCUCUUUGUCGUGUUGGUUCAUUCUUUUAUGGAGAUGAACAGCAGACUGUGGUCCUGAGCUGCUCUUUGUCGUGUUGGUUCAUUCUUUUAUGGAGAUGAACAGCAGACUGUGGUCCUGAGCUGCUCUUUGUCGUGUUGGUUCAUUCUUUUAUGGAGAUGAACAGCAGACUGUGGUCCUGAGCUGCUCUCUCUCGUGUUGUACUGUCUCUUAUGAAGUCUCUGUUUAGUUUCUCCAGUCUAACGCUCACUUUACUCCUCACUGAAUGUGUACGGCUCGGGGUUUUGUCCUUUUGUACUACUACUUCUAAUACUCCUGCUGCUGCUACUACUACUACUACUACUACUACUACUGCGUUCACACUGUAGGAGCCGUGGUGCCGGUUUCACACAGGGUUAAAUGGUUGAUUUUCCUGACGGUGCUUGACUAAACUGCUGUGAUAAUCCAGAUGAACUGCCUUCCUGAUCCUCCAGUGUUUGCACUUGUUCCAGGUCCUAUGUUCUGCAUUUUACCACAUUAUAAAGUUUUUUGUUUUUGUUUCAUUCACGAAUACUUAAGUAAUGCUGUAGUGUAAACCUAAUGUACAAACUCCGACACCCGGUGGUAAGGUAAAACCCGGAAGGUAAAAAAAGUAACUUUUUAAAUGAGUUUUUUGUUGUUGUUUUUUUUACUUCCUGGUUGGACACAUCUGCAGCGGUGGAAGAAAACAAAGUCAAAGUAAUGUGCUGUACUUAACUAUACAUUUUCUUGAGUACAUUUUACGGUGUGUACUUUUUACUUUUACUUGAGUACAUUUGAGAGCAGUAUCUGUACUUUCUACUCCACUACGUUUUUGAACAGGACUGAAAAGUUAAAGUACUUUUUAUUUUACUUUUUUGAGACCUACUGAAACGUCUGAGGGUUUGUUUUUAACACGUAUUUGUAUUUGUAUUUUUUACUUGAAUAACAAAAUGGAGUAUUUCUUCCACCACUGCAGAGAUGUGGAGGUGAUGCCAUAACUGUUACCUAGCAACCACAAUGUAAACAAGAGACGACACUUAAAGGGGACGUAUUACUUUAUUUUCUGAUCUGUUCUAAUGUUGUUUCCUCAUCACAAACGGAGCUGGAGUUGUGUUGUUUGUUUGUUUUUUUGUUUCAUUCUCACAUUUUUUUGUUUCAACACACAAACAAACCUGCAGAUUUAGGCUGAGUUCUACUUCUCUCAAAUUGAAAACACUCUGUUCCACCUUGUGAUGUCAUCAUGUGAUACAGGAAGUGCUCCGCUGUGUUUUUAAACUCCACACACCUUCAUUUCUAGAAUCAUUUGGAUCAUUUCAGCUUCUGGAAUUAUUAAUCUCCUACUGAACUAAAGGUAAAAAGUAGGAGGAGUUAACUUGAAAACUACCACUUGAUGACAUCACAAGGUGGAACAGAGCGUUUUGAGCUUUGGAGAUGUUACAGACUAAUAAUAAAGUGUGACUCAAACAUGUGAAUGAAACAAAACACAACUCCAGGUCUGUUUUUGAGGAGGUUAGAACACGACUUAAAGUGACAGGAGUCAGUUUAGUGUUUUAUUUAAACUAAUAAAAAAAAACCACAACUUUAUUUUGUUAAAUGAAGGUUUAAACUGCCACAUAAGCGCCUUUGUCAUUUAAAGUGUUCAUGACAUAGAGGGAUUCUACUACUUCCUGUAUUUUUGGGCUUUUUCCUCAACGUUCUGUAAAAAUACACAAAUCACAGGUACAAUCCCACCAAGAAAAAACAAAAACA
Molecule: messenger RNA, 3365 nt
Organism: Periophthalmus magnuspinnatus
Lineage: Eukaryota; Metazoa; Chordata; Actinopteri; Gobiiformes; Gobiidae
Product: endoribonuclease YbeY-like
Exons: 4
Coding region: 329-838 (169 amino acids)
Biological process (GO): rRNA processing
Molecular function (GO): metalloendopeptidase activity
Source: RefSeq, a predicted model, not a curated record